Molecule: messenger RNA, 3285 nt
Organism: Penicillium concentricum
Lineage: Eukaryota; Fungi; Ascomycota; Eurotiomycetes; Eurotiales; Aspergillaceae
Product: putative C6 transcription factor
Exons: 9
Coding region: 1-3285 (1094 amino acids)
Biological process (GO): DNA-templated transcription; regulation of DNA-templated transcription
Molecular function (GO): zinc ion binding; DNA binding; DNA-binding transcription factor activity, RNA polymerase II-specific
Source: RefSeq, a predicted model, not a curated record
AUGAAAGAGAGCUCACCCAAUGCUCAGCCCGUACCGGGUCCUCCCUUCCCUAGCAACUUGUUUGCUCCGUUGAGGGGGCCUUUAGCUGGAGGUCGCCAGAUCACCCGAAACCGCGCGAGCUACAGCUGUCACACGUGUCGGCGUCGGAAGGUCAAAUGCGACAAGAUACAUCCGAUAUGUGGGAACUGCGUGAAGAACAACACCAAGUGUAUAUACGAUGUGUCAUUCCACAAAGAUGACGAUGGGCGCGAUGGCUCCCCCCAAAAUGUACAUGGCGUCAAACGAAGGAGAGAGAUGCCCCGGACAUUGGAGGAGGAUGUCGACGAGCUCCAGUCAAUUUACGGACACUUGAGGCGGGCAGAGUCGACAGGUGAAAAGCCCGACCCAAGUGCCAUUGAAUCACGACUCGACAAGCUUAUGUCAAUGAUUGAGCGCCUUGGAGGGAGCGAUCAAACCCUCGAAGAUCUGGGGAUGCAGACAACGGCUGCAGAUGCGAAAGUGGAACCAACCCAGUCAGAUGACCCACGACCGAGCAAUGAUCUGAACGGAAAAAAAGCACCGUUGAGAUCUAGCAGCCCACGCCGCAUUGCUGCAGAGUUGAGCAAUGAUGAGUUUCCAAUCCCAUCUGGUCAGGCUACCGAUCUAGUAGACCCAGUUGGCAGUCUGAACUUGGGCCAUUUGAGCCUAGAGGACGGUGGAAGGUCAAGAUAUGUUGGCACCACAUAUUGGGCUUAUAUCUCUGGCGAAAUCAAUGAGCUCAAUCAAUUGCUGAGAGACCAGCAUAACUCCCAUCAUCAGUCUGCUACUGAAAAGAAGAAUGAAGACAUAACAGAUUCGCAUGCCGAUGGUCGACAGUCAUGGAGAGAAUCCACAGGCAGCUCGACACCUUCAAUCACCCCUAGGUCUUGUUCCUUCCAACAAUCUAUAAUCUUCCCUUCGGGUGACUCUCCCUCGGUCAGUGAAAAAGUGGUUGAUCCAGAAAUGCUUGAUCACAUUCCGACGAGACGGCAAAGCCAUAUUCUUUACAAAGGAUACAUUUCCGGCGUACACGCCAUCAGUCCUAUCAUUCACCCUCCAACUAUACUCAAACUCUACAAUUCCUUCUGGGAUUGGUAUGACUACAGUAGUUAUUCUGGAGAGCCGUGCCCAAAUCCAUCAUUCAUUCCAUUACUGUACGCGAUAUGGUAUGGUGGCUCGGUGACGAUUUCGAUGCGAGCAAUCAAAGCUGAAUUCAAUGUGUCGUCGCGGUCAGCCCUUUCGACAAUAUAUACUGAAGAAGUUACGAGAUGGCUUACGAAUAUCAAAUUCCCGCGUAGCCCUUCACUUUCAGGCCUCGCUGCUUAUCUCAUCGUGCAGACAAUUGUCACAAAGGAGGAAGAGCCUUUAACGAGCAGUCUCUUUGUUAGCCUCGCGAUGAGGGUUGCACAGACCAUGGGCCUCCAUCGGGAUCCAGCUAAGUUUGGUAUAGAGCCAUGUGAAGCUGAGUACCGGCGCCGGUUAUGGUGGCAUAUUAUGCAUAUGGACUGUGUCGUUGCGAUGUCGAGCGGUCUGCCUCCACUUGUUGGUGACGAGAAUUACUGGGAUGUGUGCGAGAUAAGCGAAAUGAAAGAUACGAUGCUGGGUACCCCUGCUGCACAGUCCUAUAUGAAACUGGUUGCUUCACAGGAGCGGCUACCUGAUAAUCCAGAUGAUCCCACUAUUUGUGGUGGACCAUCAAUGGUCAACGUCUAUUACCUGACUGCAAGAGGCAAAUAUACCAUGGCUCGCGCUAUUCGCCAAAUAUUGAAAAUCCAGCUAGGAACAAAGCCGCUCACUAGGCAGGACAUGGAGGAGCUCCGGUCCAUACUCCUUGACUUGCAGCUGAAACUGAAUUCUAUCGUCAACAGGAUUCCAGAGGGAAAGGAUGUUGAUGACCUGUCGACGCCAGGUCGAGCUUUUUCCAUGUCCAAGUCCCCAACCGAUAGUCGCUCUUCCGACACUGAGCUUCCAGGCGAAGGUCCCACCGGAUGUCCAGAACAGUAUCACUCAGCAGUUCUUGUUUGCUUCCAUAAGUGGGCCAGGAUCAUUCUUUCUUUGUAUAUUGACAAGGCCUUCUGCGUGGCCUAUCAGCCUUUUCUAAAGAACGCUCGCAGCCGGAUUUGGCCAGCGGCACGCCAGAGUGCACUUCGCCAUUGCCAUGGUUUCAUGGAAAAAUUCAUACAACUUGCAACGGAUCCUGACUUCCAGCCAUUUCAUUGGAGCUGGCCUGGCAAUCAUCAGCCAAUGCAUGCUACUAUGAUCAUGCUUAUUGACUUAUAUGAGCGACCUUACAGCCCGGAAGCAUCUAGGUCCCGCGCGUUCAUCGACAGCAUACUGGCGCUUUCUGGUCCAGAUGGAGGUGUCGUAGGUGGUGAAGACGGUGUCUCAACACAGCGGCCAUUGAAGGAUGGUGGCCGUGAAGCCUGGGAUAUGAUCCGCCGCCUUCGCCAGAAGGCUUGGCAAAAGGCUGGCCUCAAUCCUCAAAUACUCUGGACCGAGCAAGACCAGAUCCAGGCUGGGGUCGCUUCGCCAGUUGACCUUGGGGAUUGUGACUCUCCUUGCUCAGGUCCUUCUCACGCUGGGUCUCCAGGUUCCGCAUCCGCCGGCCAUCCCUCGGCGCACAACCUCAACCCCAACGAUUUCGUCAAAACAUUCCACAACAUCACCAGCUCCCAUACGUUCUCAAAUCUUGUUACCCCUGAUGCCACUACGAUUCCCCUACGAUACCAACACCAACCCCAGGAUAGAUCCUUACCCCCAGUCUCACAUUCCCAAUUCCAUUCUAACCCCACCGAUAAUCCCAUACCUCCCCGUAUUGGCGCCUCCUCGCCCAAUACGGACUCCUUGUUUGGUGCACCACCGACACAGUCUCCCGCAUUAACCACUCCUGCCCCACGUGUUCAGCAUUUAGAUCCCGAUACUUCUACUGCUGGUAGCAUGCCCUUCGUGGAUCCUGCGUCUCCUAAUGUUUUACCCAUGGUAAUUCCUACACCGCCAUCGAUGGUUGACCCCAACCUCAACUUCGACUGGGACCAGUGGGAUGCUGUGUUCGGGCAACAUCUGCCUGUCGCAGAUGAUCUGAUGGAAUUGGAUCCUGUUUCCGGUCUUGAUUUCACCCAUGUUGGAGCUGCCUUAACAUUUAAUGGCACCAGUCCCGAAAUUCCUACUUCAUAUGGCAAUGAUCUUCCACUUCCAGGCUCCUCCCCAGAAGGGAAUUUCUCGUCAUGGAAUGGGGACAAUGGAGCUGAUUGGCCGGGAUAUUCUUAG